Molecule: messenger RNA, 3297 nt
Organism: Symbiodinium necroappetens
Lineage: Eukaryota; Dinophyceae; Suessiales; Symbiodiniaceae
Source: the annotation of a GenBank genome assembly
AUGUCUGGUGGUGUCGACUCUUCUGUUGCCGCCCAUCUGUUGCUGCAGGCGGGUUAUCAGGUCGAGGGUCUGUUCAUGAAAAACUGGGAUGAAGACGAUGGCACCGAAUACUGUACAGCGCUGCAAGAUCUGGCAGAUGCACAAAAAGUCUGUGACACUCUGAAUAUCCCGCUGCAUACCGCAAAUUUUGCGGCAGAGUACUGGGAUAAUGUUUUUGCGGACUUCCUGCAGGAUUACAAAGCAUUGCGUACGCCGAACCCGGACGUAUUGUGUAAUCGGGAAAUCAAAUUCAAGCAGUUCGUAAACUAUGCGGAACAUCUGGGCGGUGACUGGAUAGCAACAGGACACUACGCGCGUGGCACCUACGAUAACGGCACCUUUGCACUGCGCAAAGGUAUCGACGCGAGUAAAGAUCAAAGUUAUUUUUUGCAGGCUGUGCCCUCCUCCCAGUUACGUAAAUGUCUUUUCCCGUUAGGCAACUGGCAGAAGCAGGAUAUUCGCGCGAUGGCCGCUGAGCUUGGAUUGCACAACCACGCCCGCAAAGACAGCACCGGCAUCUGUUUUAUCGGCGAACGACGUUUUGCGGAUUUUCUUAAACGUUAUAUCGAAGACAACGCCGGUCCCAUGGUGGAUGAGAACCGUCGUCUCAUCGGCGAACACCGAGGCUUGCAUCAAUAUACGCUGGGGCAGCGCCAGGGUUUGAAUAUCGGUGGUGUAAAGGGCCGGUCCGAGGCGCCCUGGUAUGCGGCGGGCAAGCAGCCCGCCACCAAUACGCUUGUGGUUACACAAGAUCCCAAGGUCCUGGAGGGCAGCUGGCUACGCGCAGGUGAUGUGAACUGGCUAGCUUGCGUGAGCUUUCCGUUGGCCUGCCACGCCAAAAUUCGUUACCGCCAGGCAGAUCAGGCGUGUGUUGUCUACCCGGCAGCAGACGGGGAUUUGUUGGUAAAGUUUGCCGAGCCACAACGCGCCAUAACGCCAGGCCAGUUUGUCGCUUUUUAUAAUGGUGACAUUAUGCUGGGCGACGGUCGUUACCGCAGCAAAGUAGAGCCGUUGGCAAAAUUAACCAGCGAAUUUGGACUGAUGCGUUACCGCGUCGAAGUGGAAUGCCGAUGGUUUGUGUUUCUCAGCCAUCACAGCGAUAUCCUGGAACUGCCUGCUUUAAGCGCCCAGGACGAGAAAUUUGUGGUCGAUAUCAUCGAGGGUUUUGAUCUGCAGGCUGCCCAGGCCAUCAAAGACUUUGAAGCAACCACCAACCACGACGUUAAAGCAGUUGAAUACUACGUUAAAGCGCAACUCAGCCAGAAUGAUGCCCUGGUGCCAUACGUUGAAUGGAUCCAUUUUGGCUGCACAUCUGAAGACAUAAACAAUGUCGCUUAUGCUUUGAUGGUGAAACAAGCUCGUGAGCAGGUGCUGGUUCCACAGAUGAUGAAGCUUGUGCAAACCCUUGAUGGGCUCGCCGUUGAACAUGCGGAGCUGGGGAUGUUGUCUCGCACGCAUGGCCAGAGCGCAUCACCGACAACCUUGGGCAAAGAGUUCAAAAACGUUGCUGUUCGCAUGUUAAGACAGGUGCGACACUGCCAGCAGACGGUUAUUCUGGCAAAGUUUAAUGGCGCGGUAGGUAACUUCAACGCCCACCUGAGUGCCUACCCCGAGUGUGACUGGGCUGCGCUCUCAGCGAAUUUUGUUGAAAGUCUGGGUUUGACCAAUAAUCCCUGGACAACGCAAAUUGAGCCUCACGACUAUCUCGCGGAACUGUUCCAUACCCUGACCCAAUUUAAUCAGGUGUUACUCGAUUUCAAUCGGGAUAUGUGGAGCUAUAUCGCUAUUGAGUAUUUCACCCAGCAGAAAGUUGAAGGCGAAACCGGGUCAUCGACAAUGCCGCACAAGAUAAAUCCCAUCGAUUUUGAAAAUUCUGAGGGUAACCUCGGCCUUGCCAAUGCACUGCUCGAACAUAUGGCUAACAAAUUGCCCGUGUCCCGAUGGCAAAGAGACCUGUCUGACUCCACAGUACUACGUAACAUCGGUUCAGCCUUCGCCCAUUGUCUGAUUGCCUAUCAGGCGACACUCAAAGGAUUGUCCCGUUUGCAGGUUAACAGCCAGGCGAUUACGCGCGAUCUGACAAGCAGUUGGGAGGUGUUAGCCGAACCUGUACAGACAGUCAUGCGUAAAUAUGGUCUCAGUGAACCCUAUGAAAAACUAAAGGCUGCGACCCGUGGCCAACAGAUUGAUGAAGCUGUAUACCGGCAAUUGAUUGAUACCCUGGACCUGCCGCCUGUGGCCCGGGAGGAGCUGCGCGUAUUUACUAUGGCGCUCGAUGUGCACGUUGUUACCGCCUCCUGGGAUCAGCAUAAACAAACAUUGCGAUCGAUCCGCGAAGACGUAUUUAUCGUUGAACAGGAAGUUCCGCGCGAGCUUGAGUGGGAUGAUGAGGAUGAAACAGCGACGCAUUUUCUGGCGGUGAACAGUCUGGGUCAGUUUAUUGGUUGUGCACGUUUGCUGAAAAGUGGUCAGAUUGGGCGUAUGGCGGUGCUCAAGUCACAUCGCGGCAAAGGCAUUGGAAAUGCGCUAUUGGAAGCGGCGGUAACCGCGGGUAAGGCUGCUGGUUUUGAGCGAUUGUUUUUGCAUGCACAGAGUUAUGCAGAACCCUUUUAUCGUCAGGGGGGAUUUUUGCCUUAUGGACAAGCGUUUACUGAAGCAGGCAUUGCGCACAUUGCCAUGGAAAUGAAAUUACCGUUGCCGUUUGAACCGCCUGCAGAUCUGCCCGCUAAGAAAGUGUCACCUGAUUCAGGGCAUACAGCCGAUCCGCCAACCCGUUCGGUCAGCAAAGCGGAUUUUUUUGAAGGUUACAGCGACUGUUUACAGGCAUUGGAACGGGUGAUCGCAAGUGCCCGACGUCGCCUGUUGAUAUUGAGUCCUUAUCUGGACCACGAGUUGUUUGACCGGGAACACAUUGCCCAAGCCGUUUCAGCACUUGCGCGCAGCGCACCCCGGGUGGAAAUCGAAAUACUGAUCUUCAACAGUCAACUGAUGGUUGAGCGUGGCCACAGAUUGCUGGAACUCGCGCGCAGGUUGGAUCAGAAAAUAACCAUACGUUUGCUGGAUGAAACACCGACGGGUACAUCGUCCAGCUUUGUCUGUGCUGACCUGGAUGCAUACUGGCUACUGCCGAGUUUUGAGAAGCACCAGGGUAUUGCGGAUCUCAAUAAUCCUGUAACAGUAAAACGGCUGAAUGAAACUUUUGCAGAAGCCUGGCGUAAAAGCAGAGAAGAUCCUAAUUUGCGUCUGCUGCGGAUCUAA